Dermacentor andersoni is the source of this 2086-nucleotide messenger RNA. Its product is annotated as nose resistant to fluoxetine protein 6-like. The record is from RefSeq and is a predicted model, not a curated record. NCBI's taxonomy places the organism in Eukaryota, Metazoa, Arthropoda, Arachnida, Ixodida, Ixodidae. Gene Ontology annotation, molecular function: acyltransferase activity, transferring groups other than amino-acyl groups.
UCUUACUAUGUUUUACUGUGACAAGGCAGAGGAGAAAUGGACUAAUUGUCUUCAUAAUCGGCGUUAUCAGACGGCUGAUUAGGACUUGCAUUCCACUGUUUUUCAUCAUCAUGUGCCUGUACGCGCUUCAGCCAUUCGUCACGGGUCCCAACACGAAGGCGUUCUUCCAAGACCUGCACAAGGAGGUCGCCUCUCAUUGGUGGCACUUGCUUCUACAGAUCCGUAAUUUCGAUGGAAUCAGGGAACGGGAUGUCAUACCGCACGUGUGGUACCUGUCGACGGAUUUCCAGCUGUUCGUCGUCUCUCUUGUCACACUGCUGAUAUUCAAACGGCACAGGACACUUACAGUCGGAGCAUUCGCCCUUCUGUCUCUACUGGGCUGCAUUGCUGGAACGUUCGUCGCUGCAGCCUUUCAGCUGCCGCCGUUUAUGAUCUUCCCAGGGUCGAGUGCGGACAUCAUGCUGCGAACUCUCAACGAAUACUACAUCCGGCCCUACUACCACGCCGUGUGCUACUUCGGCGGCUGCAUGACGUACCUCGUCUUAGACGACUUCAAGGAGAGGAAGAUAUCCAAGUGGUUCCAGCAGGUUUGCUGGUACGCGUCCGUGGCCUGCUGUCUGUUCUGCGUAUUUGUGAAGUUCGCCUGGUACAGAAGCCCGAACCCCGUGUCAACGGGCGUGGCCCUCCUUGCGGCAUUCUUGGACCGCAUCCUCUGGACGCUCUUCCUAGUAUGGAUCACGCUGGCGUGCUCCACGGGGCGAGGCGGGGCUCUAUCGAAGCUGCUAUCUUGGAAUGCUUACGUGCCGCUGAGCAAGCUUUCCUUCGGUGUCUACCUCAUCCACGUGCCUUUCCUCCACCUGUUGUUUCGCGCGUCCAGGGAACGAAUGUUCUGGUCGAUUUUCAAUCAGCUCACGUUGCUGUUUCUUCUGCUCGUCUGGAGCUUCUUGCUCUCCUAUUUAUCUUUUCUCAUUUGCGAGGCACCGACAGCUGCUCUCGAGAAGUUGUUGUUCAGCAGGCUAAUUGGAGGAGGAGAACGAAGAGGAGAAGGAAACUCGGAAAAGGCACAACCUGAAAACAAUCACGGCGGUAGCGACGUCAAGAAACCGGAUAUUGCAGAAGACAGCGUCUUCUCUCGCUGCUAAGCGGACAGCAAGCAUGAGACGUGACGUCUGCUUCUCCACUCAUUGCGAGCCUCUAUUCAUGCACGAAAUAUUGUGGCAUAGCAAGCGCGUAACAUCCUAAGCGGAAGCAAGCGAAGCAGUGCGCAUGUUCCUCGAAGUCGGCCAUUUAUUAGCGCCAUUGACAUGGCGACUUUGGCGCGGACACUAAUGAGGCCGAUGUUACGGGUCGUACUGGCACCUUGUUGUGACGCGACGGUAGGUAGCCACGACGGAGGAGGUGGAGUUAAGAAAGGCGGAGAAGUUGAGUACCCUUCUUUUGCCUAGUUACAGGGGAACUUGUGAGGGAAUACAAGCUACGUGUCUUGGUCGUGUUCACUCUAACUGUUGCUGGACACCCGGCAGCACAGUGAAGAAUCAUGCAUGAUUUCUCUGACCUUGUGAACUAUGUCUUUGUCAGCACCUUUGUUUAUCAGCGGUAAACCAAAGUGCUUGUGGUUUGCGUGAUAUUGAGAUACUCCAGGGCUGCAGUCCUUAACUAGCACGUUAGAGAAGCCCAGGUAGUCAGAAGGAAUCCACAGCCUUCCACUACAACGUGUGCCUCAUUGCUUUUUUCGUUUUCUAUAUUUUGCCGGCUGCUAGUUCAUGAUCAUCAACAUUCUUUUUUCAUUUCAUCGAUUGCUAUGUGCUAAUCUUUGUUGAAACUGUUCUUGUUCGCGCUUACCCGCAGUGUUUUCAGUUUAUCUGGAAUAAGCGUUUAGGAUGUGAUUGAUUUUUGCUGACUUCUGCUUUUUUCCACUAUGUUAAUCUCCCAUCUGUACCUCAUCUUUUUGUUUCACUGUUAACCACUUCCCCUUUCGCUGUCAAAGUGCAGUUGGCAGUAGUGUAUAUAUAUAAGCAAACAAACAAAUAAAUGAACAAAUGAAUAAAGACAUAAUGUGUGAACACAUGAAGAAGCUUACAGAUCU